GAAGAGAGACAGAGGAGAGGAGAGGAGAGGAGGAGGACUGAUAUCUGCUGCUGAAAGCCUGUUUAAGCUUCUGGAAGCUUCAGGAAGAUGCUCUCUGGAAUCUAACACCAAAGCUGGGAGAUCAUGCUGACUUUCGAUGAGCCCCCCUCCACCCAGACCAGCAGCCCCUUCAGGAACAGCUGGGCCACCAACCAAUUAAAUGUCAAAUGUGUUAAAGCAGAGCCCUGCAGAGCCCUGGAGGACACGUUAGAGUCCCGGGGAGAGGAGGAGGAGAGGCACGGUGGCGAGGAGGACGAAGAGGAACAAGGUGUGAGGAGAAGGGGGUCUCAUAAGAAGAAGUUUAGCCAGGCACGGCUGGACCGGGUCCGACUGCGGCGCAUUGAAGCAAAUACGCGGGAAAGAAACCGCAUGCACAGCCUGAACAGCGAGCUGGACAGCCUCAGGAAAGUAGUUCCGUGCUACUCCAACACGCAGAAACUCUCCAAAAUAGAUACACUCCGCCUUGCUAAGAACUACAUCUGGGCCCUGAGUGAGACUCUGAGCAUUGGGAAAAGGCCGGACCUACUCACCUUCGUGCAGACUCUGUGCAAGGGUCUCUCCCAGCCCACCACUAACCUGGUGGCCGGCUGUCUGCAGCUGAACGCCCGCAGCUUCGUCUCGGAGCCCGGCGGGGAGGCUUUCCCCUUGUACCCGGGGUCCUAUAACCACCCCCGCGGGCCUGACGCGGUGGGCUCCGGCUCGGCGGACAGGCCUCCCCGGUCUUUCUGCGGCCCUGCCCUGUAUGACAGCCCCUCUCCGGACAGCCCCCCCGAUGCAGGGGCACUCAGCCCUCCUAUGAACUUCAACGGGAUCUUCUCCCUGAAACACGAGGAGCCCGGGGACUACCGGAGCUGCCACUACGGCCUCCGGUACUGCUCCAUCGGCCAGGGCUCCUCUGCGGACCCGUAUGACAUCCACCUCCGGGGCCAGUUUUACCAGGUGCAGGAGGACUUAAAUAAACCUUUCCAUAAUUAAUAACGAUAGAGAUGUUGACUAAAAACAUUUAGAAAUGAUAUUUUUGGGGGGCGUGCCUAUUUUUGCUGCCUCCUGUUGAACGAUAGUCAAUUAAUCUUAUUUAAUCUAAUUAAAUGUUCGUUGUCUGGGGAUAGCUGUGGCACACACACACACACACACACACACACACACACACACACACACACACA
Molecule: messenger RNA, 1202 nt
Organism: Trematomus bernacchii (emerald rockcod)
Lineage: Eukaryota; Metazoa; Chordata; Actinopteri; Perciformes; Nototheniidae
Gene: neurod6a
Product: neuronal differentiation 6a
Exons: 2
Coding region: 124-1014 (296 amino acids)
Molecular function (GO): protein dimerization activity
Source: RefSeq, a predicted model, not a curated record